Symbiodinium necroappetens is the source of this 1821-nucleotide messenger RNA. The record is from the annotation of a GenBank genome assembly. NCBI's taxonomy places the organism in Eukaryota, Dinophyceae, Suessiales, Symbiodiniaceae.
AUGAGGCUGGAGCGAUGGAUGGCGCGACAGCGCCUCCGCCGAGGGCUGCAGACGGCACUUGCCUCGCCCUUCCGCGCGGAGUUUGAUGUGGUCGAUGAUUUCGGCCCGGAACUGUCGCAAUCGUCAGCUAACGCCGUGGAAGGCUGCCCUGAAGUGUCUGGCUGUGCGAGCCGACAGCGAACAAAGAGUUCUUUCUCUGUGCAGUUCAUCAACAGCGGAAAUUUUUCCGACGAGCAACUCGCGAGUUUUAAAGAGAAGCUGCCGAUCCUGCUCGAUGCGCGACGUGGUCUCCUGGCGCAGGAGGCGGAAGAUGAUGAGGAGAUUCUGCAGGAGCACUUUGAGCUCCACAUCCGUCGCAGCAACAUACUCGAGGACAGUUGGGAAGCUUUGCAGGAGGCAGCUUACUUGGAGCUCUUAGCGCCCAAGCUACGGAUAGAGUAUGCAGGCGAGCAGGCUCAAGAUCAAGGUGGAGUCGCGCAGGAUUGGUUCUGUGGCGUAGGUCAUGCACUCGCUGCAGAUGCAGGCAGCGACGAGAGUGCUUCCAUUCUGACAAUGGGCGCCAGCAGCAGGAUGCUGAUCCCACGGCCAGUGCGCAAGGAGGCUGAUGACAGUGCCGAAGGGCGCUACCGCGAUCUUUUCGUUUGUGGUCGCUUCCUUGCUCUGGCAACCCUCCAUGGAGGUCGACCCCUGCCGAUGCCGCUGUCACCGUUCGUUUGCAAAUAUUUGGUUGGAGCUCCUGUGGAGCUCUCCGACAUGAAGCUCCUGGACAGUGAUUUCUAUCGACAGCGGGUGGAGCCGCUGCUGAGCCCGGACGGUCUGGAAGAGGUUGAGGCAGCUCUGGGCGAGCCUUUGACUUUUCUGUCUGUGCCUACGGAGCUCCGACCUGCCGAGGAGCUGGAACCUGGUGGAGCCUGUCGCAAGGUGACAAAGGAGAACCUGCACAGGUAUCUUGUCCUCCUCUGUGAGGCUUUCCUUUGCAGUGAGCUCCGGGAAGAGCUGCAGUGCUUGGUGCAAGGUUUCUGGGAUGUCUUACCGCUGGAAGCCUUGAGAGCAGCACACCUCGAGGCCAGUGACCUCGCCAUCUUGCUUACAGGCUCCUGCGGAGUGGAUGUAGGCGAGUGGCGCCGGUAUAGCGACCAACAGGCAGAUGCAGGCCUUGUGAUCUCCUGGUUCUGGGAGAUCGUGGAAGAGAUGACGGAGGAUCUCCGGCGGCAGCUUUUGCGCUUCGCCACUGGCAGCGCUCGACUGCCGCCAGGCGGCUUUGCAGCCCUGAAGCCGCGCUUCGGAGUGGCAAUAUCUUCCGCGGGCUCGGAAGAGCACCUCCCACACGCGCACACUUGCAUCAACCAGAUUGUGCUGCACAGGUAUUCUUCCAAGGAGAAGUUGCGGUGCAAGCUGAGCAAGGUGCAGCCUCGCAACGGCACUUGCCAAGACGAGGGCGAUACAAACCAGCAGAAAGGAGGGCAGAGCGUUGCUCUGUUUACUUCUCACCGUGGUCGAGGUGAGAGUGGCUUCAACUGCAUGCUCAAGUGCACCAAGGCAGCCGAGCAGGUCGAAGGCACUGAAGGCGUUUGGGAAGCUAUCUGCGGCGACGACACAGGUGUCUGCACGAUUUCCUUCCGAAACAAGGAGGUGGCCGACGUGUGCAAGGUUGGUGCAUCAAUCAGGAUGCAGAACACUUCAGUGAGGAUGGUGAAGGGCUACAUUCGAGUUGUCGUUGACAAGUGGGCUGCUUUCAAGCCCGCGGAUGAGGCCUUGGAGUUCGAGGCAAAAACAGCGAACGAUGUCUCCGGUGUUGAGUAUGAGCUCGUCGAGUCCUGA